Molecule: messenger RNA, 1164 nt
Organism: Cucurbitaria berberidis CBS 394.84
Lineage: Eukaryota; Fungi; Ascomycota; Dothideomycetes; Pleosporales; Cucurbitariaceae
Exons: 2
Source: RefSeq, a predicted model, not a curated record
AUGGUGCUCAUCCAUACCCUGGUGUGUGUCGCGUUAGCGACCGGUGCAUUAGCUGCCAGCAGCUGGGACGAAUUUUCCAACAAUUUUGCGACAGACCUCGCACCCAUCCUACAGCUCUUCGGGGAUCAAGCUACUAAACAAUACCUCGCCGAGAGCACGUGCAUUCUUGACUGCGUCAUUUUCGCCAUGGCCCCUUUGGGAAUUUUGACCGCCGUGGUAUCCGUUAUUCGAGUAUGUGGCCAACCCUUCCUCAGGGCAUUUAUCGGUCGUGCGCAGGAAGGAUCAGGAAUUGCAGAGUUAGAAUUAUGCUCAUCAACAGGGAGGGAUAUCGCGGAGCUCUACCAGGGAGGCGCUAUCACACGGGUCUUUGGACGAGCCAAGAUUUUGGAAUUCAUUCACGUUCCGCAGUAUGAAACACGUUACUCGAACCUAGACCAGGCUGCGACGGCAGGUAUAUACACUUUCGUCCAGUUUUUGGCAGAGAGGAAAGGUCGGAGUGGAUGGAGAUCGUCCAAACCCGGAAGUACAGAGGACCAAUGGAGUGGAUAUACAGUCAAUCCCAACCUCAUGUUGAACGUUGGCUUGCGAAGACCCACCCAACAGCUGUUAAUUUUCACAGCCGUGCUCGGAGUCCUGUUACAAGCAUCCAUGUUAGGAUUCGCCGUAUGGAUCACUCACGUCAAGAAACUGCAAGAAACUGAUGUAUUGCCACCACCAUGGGCCCUCCCAAUGACUGCCAUUGGUACAACCCUGCUAUGUGCAGGAAUGUUCAUGUGCUCGCAUUUGAUCGAACGAAGUACCAAGGAGCGCACGUUUGACAGAGCGCUGUUCAAUGAUUCGGAAUCGGGGGAAACUCACACCAUGUAUUGGGUUCAGCCUGGUGACCAAGUGAUAGGCGACCAAACAUUCGACUCAUUCGCCUAUAGCGACAAAGGAAGACCGCUUUCCCACUAUACCACUUCCUGGAGGAGACCUGUUAAGCCAUGGGAACGUAAGAUGGCAUUGGUAGCUACCGUCGUGACCAUGGCUGGGUUCAUACUUCAGUUCAUUGGUCUGCGCGGCGUUCACUCUGCUGUAUCAGUGUAUCAAAUAGUUGCGGUUCUGAUCAUGAGCAUAGUACGCGCAUCACUCAGAACGAAGCGAAUUGAUACACAGGAUAACUUG